UUGAGUUCCAGUUUUCUUAAUUUCAUUUUUAUCUUAACUUUACCGACUUCUCAAAUAACCGAUCAAAGAUGAAUAAUUUAAAUGAGAAAGAGAGAAGUAUCUUUGCGAUCUAGAAGCAACGGGGCAUGAGGUACGCACUGCACUAUUCAUCACGCGCACAAUGAUCAGACUAUUCACAGGUGGAAGGAUGCCUGGAACACGAGCGCAAGCGCAGGUUCUGCGACCUUGCAAUCAAUGCCGCGCGUCCACCUCGUGCAGUCUUCAGUGGAACCUGUCAUUGCGAACAUGGAAAACUCACAGAACGAGCGUGUGGUGUCAUCGAACGCGAGUUACCAGCAAAAUAUACGAUACAUCUUCAAGCCCGGUAACUGGAUCCUCGGCUCAAUCGGCAUCUGGCCUAUCUAUGGAAUCGGACGACAUGCGUCAAAAAUCGCGAUCGUGCUGUGUAAUUUUGCGUUAGCCUUUGCAAUAAUACCUUGCGUUCUGCAUAUGAUCUACGACCAGAAGGACCUCAAUAUAAAACUGAAGCUCUUCGGAUUGCUGGGCUUUUGUACCACUGCAAUGAUGAAGUAUUGCGUUCUCGUGAUACGUCGACCCAAGAUAAUGCGUUGCAUCGAGCACGUGAAGAAUGACUGGUGGCAGGCGAAAUUCAGCUCCGAUCGCGAAUUGAUGCUGAAAUACGCCACUACCGGCCGUAGACUAUCUAUGAUCAGCGCGACUUCCAUGUAUUUCGCCGGCUUCAUUUUUCAUCUGGUUCUACCAUUUUGCAUUGAGCACAAGGUUGACAAUCAAACCAUUCGACCACUCGUGUAUCCAACUUACAGUAAGUUUUUCAAGGCGCAGGCAAGCCCGAUAUACGAAAUAGUAUAUCUAGCCCAUUGCGUGUGCGGAUACACUAUGUAUUCUGUUACGACUGGAUCGUGCGGAUUGGCAGCGAUAUUCGCCACUCAUGUAUGUGGCCAGAUCGAGGUGAUCAUAUCUCGACUCGAAGAUCUUUCGCAUGGCAAAAACUUUGAACAACUGCCGAAUGUCAAUCAACGAAUCGCUCUCAUCGUGAAAAGUCACGUUCGAAUAUUGAGAUUUUCUGCUGCUGUUGAAGAAAUUCUACAAGAAGUGUGUUUAUUGGAAUUCGCCAGUUCUAUAUUCACAAUGUGUUUGCCCGAAUAUUACUGCAUAGUGGACUGGCAAGAAAGCGACACAGUAGGAUUAACGACUUAUUUUCUGCUCUUUGUUUCAUUCUGCUUCAAUAUGUAUAUAUUAUGUUACAUUGGAGAACAACUCGUAGCAAAGAGCAGUCAGAUCGGUACGAGAUGUUUCAUGAUUCGUUGGUACCAGCUGCCGGCAAAGUCAAUGCGUAGUCUAAUUUUAGUGAUCGCAAUGUCCAGUCAUCCUAUAAAGAUCAGCGCCGGCAGAAUGAUAGAUUUAUCACUGGCGACAUUCGGAAAUGUACUCAAAACAAGUUUGGCAUACCUGAGUCUUCUUCGAACGUUAGUAGUGUGAAUGUAACAAGAAUAUUACGGUAAAUGCAUAAAGGGAUAAUAUAAAAAAUGUGACGUCUCCUUCAUCAUAGAAUUCUCAUAAAUCAAACGAAUCAUGUAUAGCGAUGGGACACAGAUGUCAGCUGAUUGCCGAUGAUUUUUACCGAUUGCUGGUGAUCUUUAAAUUGCUGCUCAGAAAGACACAGGUUGACAGUGCUUUCCACAAACAAGAAAAUGUGACCAAAACGUGAUUAAUGUCUCAAAUAAAAAUAUAAUUCGUGUAAAUAAAUAGUAUUAUUGUGACAAUUUGUAUGGAAGUGUGUAUGCAAUGUAUCGGUGAUUACAUUCCAA
Molecule: messenger RNA, 1829 nt
Organism: Solenopsis invicta (red fire ant)
Lineage: Eukaryota; Metazoa; Arthropoda; Insecta; Hymenoptera; Formicidae
Product: odorant receptor 13a
Exons: 7
Coding region: 235-1500 (421 amino acids)
Biological process (GO): detection of chemical stimulus involved in sensory perception of smell; sensory perception of smell
Cellular component (GO): plasma membrane
Molecular function (GO): olfactory receptor activity; odorant binding
Source: RefSeq, a predicted model, not a curated record